CAGUAGUUGAUUUUGAUGUCUACCUCCUGUUAUGAGCAAGAUAUUUCAGCUCGGUCACGAAGGACAAUACUUUUGCGGUGAUACCAUUGUUGGAGGAAGGUGACGUGUUUUUAAGAACCGAGAAGUCCCUUGGAAGCGGCUAAAAGACAAUAGAACACAGAUUUGGCAAUUGCAGACAGAAGACAAUUUGAAGGUCGUCUCCACAGGCAAAGCACCGACGUUGUGUGCAAGCUGAGGCCGUCUGCGCCACCUUCCAGGCUAGAGGACUAUCUGUGUGAACUGGAGAUUGUAGGACAAACCGGAUAGCACCAAUGCACCUGAAGGUGGAAGACGAUUCUGAAGACAACAAACCUGCCAUCCCAGCGCGAUUUGGGACGAAACACGACUCCGAGGACUCGUUUCCGGUGGACCAGCAGCACCACCUGGUGGCUGCAGGGUCGCCAGUCGGCGGCACCAUGCCGGCUCCGACAGAGGACACCGCCAGUGGAGGAGCGAUCGCCACCAACCCCAACACCACCGCGGGCACGGUGUUGGCACCCCUGCCGGGCGUGCGCGGGUAUUCCCCGCACCUCCGUCCCCACCACCACUACCCCCACCACCACCACCACGGCAGCUACUCCGGGCAGCCGGUGCCGCUGUUCGGCGAGCUCCCUCGGGACCCGUGUGGACCGGCGGGGGACGCCGGCGGUACGGACCUCCACACCGCGACGCUGAUGCCGCCUCCGCCUCCGCCUCCGCCACCACUGGGGCACCACUACGGCUUUGGCCCGCACCAUCAGCACCACCCUCACCUCCAGCACCAGCACCACAGCCGACCCACUCUGCACCAGCACCACCUGCAGCUACACCACGGACAGCAGAUUGUGCACCAGCCGGGACCAGAUGGUGACGAGGCUCACUUCGGCUCAGCGCAUCACCAGCCUCAGGAGGUGCUACAUCACCAACAGCAGCCACCAGCCGGAGUUCAGCAUUCCGACGCCCAGCAGGCUCUUCGGUCGACGAGGAAACGGAAGCUCGGGCCUGACUCGCCACCAGCGGACCUCCACCACCCGCACCUCCACGAUCACGAUCACGAGCACCACCUGCACGAUCAAGAUCGUGACCAGCACCACCACGAUCACGAGCACGACCACCACCACCAGCACCACGAGCACGAGCACGACCAGCAAGCAGAGGGCAUGACGAGCCCCGGGUCCCCAUCUCAAGACCACGGAGUGGACUCCCCUGCUGGACUCCAUGCGGCAGACCACGACAUCCACCUCCAGCAGCAGGGCGUGGUGGGACUGCAUCACCAGCACCACGACCACCACCACCACCAUCACCACCAGCACCACCACCACCAGCAAAAGUCUUCGUCGGGUAGCAGGAGGUCCAAAUCGGCCCAGUCUCUGCAGGAGCUGCAGCAGCAGCGAGUGAUGGCGAACGUGCGCGAGCGGCAGCGCACGCAGAGCCUGAACGAGGCGUUCGCCGCGCUGCGCAAGAUCAUCCCCACGCUGCCGUCGGACAAGCUGAGCAAGAUCCAGACGCUCAAACUCGCCGCCAGGUACAUCGACUUCCUGUACCAGGUGCUGCAGCAGGCCGAGCACGACAGCGCCGGCGGGGGUGGCGGCGGGGGGGGCGGGCCGGCGCUCGCCUGCCACCACGACGGCCCGCAGCUCUGCGACCCGGCCGUCGACAGCGGGAGCGCUGGCGGCAGCAGCGGUGGCGGCGGCGGCGGCAGCGGGGCGUGUUCUCCCGGAGCUAGGCUGGCGCUCAUGUCGGCCGGCUCGCCCUGCUCCUACAUGGCGCACGAGCGGCUCAGCUACGCGUUCAGCGUCUGGCGGAUGGAGGGCGACUGGUCGCAGCACGUGUAGCGCCGCCCCGGGCCAGCCAGAACGGUCCGGCGUAUUCGCAUUGCAGCUAGCUCCAUCUGGUUGCGGACAUCCAAAGCGCUUUCCAAUCGUACUUACGUGAUAUCACAUUUAUUAGAGGCUAUAUACAUAUACAUAAAUAUAUUUUUACACAACAUUUAUUUUUAUAAGAAAUAAUUUGGAAGAAUGUCAUCUGUAGGGACAUUUUGCCAUAGUAUUCAUGAGAGAACAGUACUUAUAAUCAAGGUUUCUGUACUUAAUUUCUUGUGUCGUAUACGGAGCUGAGCAACAAUUUCUUGUAACGCUCUUAGUGUUACGUAGAGAGUAAUAUACGAGAGAAUUCCAUGUAGCGAGUAAGACAUGACUUCUGAACUUGUGAUCUAUUAUUUCUUCUGUAAUUUUGUAGACCGUCAGCUGUGUCUGACAAUAAAAUGUGACCGAUUAGUGUA
Schistocerca gregaria is the source of this 2299-nucleotide messenger RNA. Its product is annotated as homeobox protein B-H1-like. The transcript is spliced from 8 exons. The record is from RefSeq and is a predicted model, not a curated record. Gene Ontology annotation, molecular function: DNA-binding transcription factor activity, RNA polymerase II-specific; protein dimerization activity; RNA polymerase II transcription regulatory region sequence-specific DNA binding. NCBI's taxonomy places the organism in Eukaryota, Metazoa, Arthropoda, Insecta, Orthoptera, Acrididae. Bases 312 to 1853 code for a protein of 513 amino acids. Gene Ontology annotation, biological process: developmental process; regulation of transcription by RNA polymerase II.